Molecule: messenger RNA, 8749 nt
Organism: Grus americana (Whooping crane)
Lineage: Eukaryota; Metazoa; Chordata; Aves; Gruiformes; Gruidae
Gene: MLLT6
Product: MLLT6, PHD finger containing
Exons: 20
Coding region: 2076-5228 (1050 amino acids)
Biological process (GO): regulation of transcription by RNA polymerase II
Cellular component (GO): nucleus
Molecular function (GO): nucleosome binding; histone binding
Source: RefSeq, a predicted model, not a curated record
CAGCCUCUUCCUGUACAAUCUCUCCCUCGGUGUGUCGAUGCACGCUCCCGUCUCCAGCUGCGAACGCGUCCUGCUCUGCCCGCCUGUCAGGCGCAGGUCUCUGGGUCUGUAGGUUGGGCUUGCUUUUGCUUUUCGUACGUUUGGUGUAUCCAUGCUCACGUCUUUAGUAAGAAGUCGCUUACAACUAGGUGACUGAAGGGGAGUUGAAAGGAGGAAGCGAAGCUGGCAGGGGAUUUCUCUUCAUUCAGAGCCGAUUCUUGGGUGUCUCCUGUCAUCAGGCAGCCUCUCCAGGGUGCCCCUGAGUGACCCGGCAGGACGAGGGUCUCUCUGGAAGGAUGCUUCUUUCUGUUUUAAUUUUGCUGGUGUAAGUCUUCCGUUCUUCCCUUUAUUUAUCAAAUCAUGCUAGAGAAUGGGUGUCUUCAUCGCGCUCUUUUUUUGGAGGGAGAUAAAGGGCAUCGGCAUCCUUGCACCCGCUCCCAAGACUGAUAUGAACGCUUUUGUUUGCUGGCAAGACCAGUUUCAAAUGUGCAAUGCUUUUAUUCUUUUAGGGUGCGUGUUUCUAGGCCCGCGCAGGUACGGAGACUGGAUGUGUUUGCUGUUUGCUGCGGCGGCGGGGAAGCGGGCACGUAGCGUUGUUUCGGUAGAGUUGGAAGAUGUUAGAAAAGUCUCAGAGAGGGCACGGCUUGUGUGUUUGGAAAACGCAACUGUCUAUUUAGGGCUUCUAAGGGUCCUUCAGGAUAUAAUAAUUCAUAAGGAGUGUAGCAGCAUGUAGUGGAUGUUCUUCAACCCUCUUUUUAAAGCCCGCUCAUAAACCUAGCAGUAGUGUGGUGUUUUGGUAGGCUUUUAUUUCUUAAAUAGAAACAAACCACUGUAGGGGAUCAUCUGGGUCAUCUAUUCUCAUUCCAUGCAGUCACACGCUGGGUUUGGUAUCUCUUUGUACUGCUCAAAUAUCCACAAAACCAAAGUUACCUUUUGAAAUGAUUGUACAGUUAAAUGAAGAACCCUGUAUUUUUUUUUUUUAAGCUUGUGUUAUAGCUACACAUUUGGGCUCAUUCUUAAAAACACCAGUACCGUUUCUGUGACAAAGGUUAGAAAUCCUAGUUUUCCAGUAAAAAAAUUCCAAAUGUAAACAAAACCAUCUGAUUGGAAAUGAAGACUCUACUAAGGUAGUUAAGAACAUUUACAAAUCAUAUUUUCAGCUCUGCCUGACUUCUGUCCUGCAUUUUCCUUAUUUUCUUCCUUGUUUUCUUCCCUUCUGAAGCAGUGGGCACAGAAGCUCGCACUGGCUCCAGCUGAGUGCUUGCUUUUGGCCCUAAGCCCACUGCUAAAGAUGGACCCAAGGCAGGCUCCUCUGUCAUUGCUUUCAUGUAGUUUCUAUUUUCUUAUGUGUAUGCCUUGGCUCAUCUUGCAGUCAGCUCUUUCAGUUUAACUCUACAAUUGCGUUCGUUUUCCUGGCCGAUGUGGAAUAAUAGACAUUAGAGAGACGGAGAGAACCUAUUGCGGGUCGUGUCUGGUCCAUCCCCCAGGGAACAUCACAGGAUUGCUUCCAGCAGGAUAUUUUCAGAUGCUUUGUCCAACCUAGUUUCAAAUGUCUCGAGUGACUGGGAUUCCAUUCCAACCGCCAGUUUGCAUUUGAAGGUGGAAUAAGGAAGAUAUAAUUUGUUCUUUCCUAGGAGACUCCUGUACUCUCAUCUGAGAUGAGUAGCCUUACUUCUUACCGCUAUCUUUACCAGCCUCUGUUGCUUUAAACCCAGCUGCCUGGUGGCUAAGAGCCCUUUUGGGGUCAGAAACGCUUCCUUUGGGACUCAGAAAGACCACUCUCGGGCAAUUAGAGGGAGAAGGUCCCCAAAGAAGGUGAAGUCUUCAAGCAGCAUUGCCCCGUUGGAGAAGGGAGCUAAUUUUCAAGAAGUGGGAGCUGCAGCUUGCAGAGGGAAACCCUGAGAGCAUCGGUAGUGGAGCAGAAAGCAAGAGGGACACAUGGUAUAGCUGGAUGAAAACAGCAGUUUGGUCGGGUCGUCAGCUGGAGACUUGUACGAACACAGAACCUCUUCCCAGGAGAAGUCCAAAAAAGCCUGAUGAUCUUGGAAGCAUGCUGCGAAAGGCUGCCGUUGGAUGUGGCUUGCAGACUUGAGGCUUGCUAUGGAAUUGUCCAAGUUCCUACCGGGCCCUGGUUCUGUCGGAAAUGUGAAUCUCAGGAGAGAGCCGCCAGGGUGAGAUGUGAACUGUGUCCCCACAAAGAUGGAGCCCUGAAACGGACCGACAACGGAGGGUGGGCUCAUGUCGUCUGUGCUUUGUACAUCCCAGAGGUGCAGUUUGCCAACGUGCUCACCAUGGAGCCAAUUGUUCUGCAGUACGUACCCCACGACCGUUUCAACAAGACCUGCUACAUCUGUGAAGAGCAGGGCAGGGAGAGCAAAGCAGCCUCUGGAGCAUGCAUGGCCUGUAACCGUCACGGCUGCCGGCAAGCUUUCCACGUCACCUGUGCCCAGAUGGCUGGCCUCUUAUGUGAAGAGGAAGUCCUAGAAGUCGACAAUGUCAAAUACUGUGGCUACUGCAAGUACCACUUCAAUAAAAUGAAGACCUCACGUCACUCUGGAGGUAGCUCCUUCAUUGCUGGAAGAAGGAGCCGAUCCACGUCCCCUGCUCAAGAGAAGCAUGUGUCCCACCACGAAAGGCCAAAGAAGAGUCGGAAAGACAAGGAAAGACCUAAACAGAAGCACAAAAAACGUCCGGAGUCUCCCACCAGCCUUACCCCGUCCUCGGUGCCCGUCACUGCAGAGAAGGGUUCUACCAGCCACCAUGAGGGGAGCAAAGAGACCUCGGAGGUCGGCCGGUCAGAGGUGAAAGGCAAGAAGUCCUCGAGCCAUGGCAGCAGCCACAAGGGGAAAAAGACAGGAAGUGGGAAAAGCUCAGUUGGCUUCAGCUCAGCUUCAUCCAGUGGGACCUUCCAGCCUGCAGGUACCUCCUGCAGCAACUUGCAGUGCUCCCAGGACUUUGUGACAUUCCCCAAGCUUGAGCAGGAUGAAGAGAAGUACCGGAAGCCUGUCUCUUCCUCUUCGUCUUCCCACUGCUCCCCUCUGUAUGAAGGCCAGAAGGGGGGGGACAUCUUUGAGCAGAAGGUGAUCUUCUCCGGCUUUGGGUCCAUCAUGCGCUUCUCCACCUCCGCAGUGAGCCAGCAGAGAGGCCGUGAUGCUUCCCCCGUGGACUAUAAAGCCUCAAACCCUGUCGGCGGCCCUUCGGUGGGGACCAGCGGGACCAGUGGUAGCAGCGGUAGCCACAAGCGCAUGCCAUCCCUCAGCAUGGAGGAGGGAGAGGUGCUGAAGGAAAAGAAGCACAAAGGUAGCAAGAAGAACAAACAUGGACCUGGCAGGCCAAAAGGGGGCAAAAGCAAAGAGAUUUUGGGUGCCCAGCUGGCUGGGUCCACGUCUACUUCCUCAUCACCUUUCUCCGGGGGCUCUCUUGUUAGCUCCAGCAUCGGCAAUUCUUCGCGGUCCUUCAGCCACACAGGGAACCUGCCCAGCCUCAGCAUGGAGUCCCCGCUGCUGGGUUCAGGGAUCUACACCAGUAACAAGGACCCUAUUUCCCACGGGGGUGGAGUGCUCCGCGCUGUGUGCAGUACACCCCUCUCCUCCAGCCUGCUGGCACACCAGGGUACGUCGUCUCUCCCACAGCUCAACCGGUCUCCCUUUGCUAGCACCAUCCCAGCCUCCUCCUCCUCGGUCUCCACCACGCAGGUGUUCUCACUGGCAGGUUCAACAUUUAGUCUCCCUUCCUCACAUAUUUUUGGAAGCCCCCUCGCAUCUGGGCUAUCAAUCAACCCACUCUUAAAUCAGUCGGAAAGCAGCCGGGCAGAGCCCGACCUGGAAGACUGCAGUUUUGGCUGCCGAGGGACGUCGCCCCAGGAGAGUCUCUCUUCCAUGUCCCCCAUCAGCAGCCUUCCAACCCUCUUCGACCAGACAGUGUCCUGUAGCAGCAGCGGGCAGCUGGAGAAUGUUCCCCAAGCUACCCCAAACAUCGAGCAGCUCCUGGAGAAGCAGGGCAAUGGAGAAGCCGGCGUAAACAUUGUAGAAAUGCUCAAAGCCCUGCACUCGCUGCAGAAGGAGAAUCAGCGGCUCCAGGAGCAGAUCAUGACGCUGACGGCCAAGAAGGAGCGUUUGCAGCUCCUCAAUGUCCAGCUCUCCGUCCCUUUCCCCGUGGUGACCAGCAGCAACGGCCCAGGCAGCCAGGCCCAGUACAUCCUGCCUCCCAACGUGUGCAACAACGAUUCCCUGAGCAUCAGCAAGAGCCCCCCGUGCAAGAACAGCUUUGGGAUCGAGAACUCGCUCUCCACUUCCUCUGAGGACCCUCAUUCAGGUUGCCCCAGCAGGAGCAGCUCUUCCCUGUCCUUCCACAGCACUCCUCCGCCCCUGCCCAUGCUGCAGCAGAGUCCUGCCUCGCUACCCCUGCCCGGGGUGCAGCAGGUGAAUGGCCUGGCCAGGGUGGCAGGCAGCGGGCUGGGGGGAGGCACCUCUGCCAGCCACAGCCUCUCCACGGUGCCCAUGGUGGACGGCCUGAUGGGGACCCUGGCAGGAGGCCAGCAGAUGCCCAUCAACGGGAUCCUGGGGAAUCUGAACGGAGCUCAGGCCGCCCAGCCUCCGAGCGCGCUGACGCAGGCGAGCGGGCCUCCGACCUUGCAGCUCUCCACCAGCCUGAGCAGCAUGCCCAGCCUGAGUCCCCUGACAGAGCAGCAGCGGCACGUCUUGCACCAACACGAACAACAGCUCCAGCAGCUUCAGCAGCUCCUGACUUCCCAGCCGCUUAAUCCGGAGCAGCAGGCCCUGGUGUUCCAGAUGAUGCAGCAAAUCCAGCAGAAGAGGGAGUUGCAGCGGCUGCAGAUGACAAGCUCGUCCCAGCUGUCCAUGACCAGCCUCCUGGCAGCCACCUCUGCCCCCCUGCACUCCAGCACCAGCUCCCUGAUGACCUCGGCCCCUCAGCCGCCCCCCAGCAGCAGCUCUCUCAUGGCCUCCCUCUCCCCGCAGCAGCUCAACCCUAGCAAUACCCUCAUGGCUGCCCAGGCCACGCCACCGCUCAGCGCUCCUGGGAACAGCCUCCUGGCUUCGGGAACAGGCAUCCCACCGGUCCUUACAGCACAGACUAACCCGUUUCUCAACCUGCAGGCCGAUGGCAACACCCCAAAAGGAACGAGCAUGAAUGAAAAGGGAGCUCCUCUUACCCAGGACAAGGGCUAAGCUCCCCGCUCAACCCGAACAAACCAGCAGCCAACUCCUCUCAGCCAGGGGAACGUGGCUUUCCACAGUCAACUUUGAUACUGUUAGAGCAAUGAGCACAAGGCUUCCAAGAAGCAUUUCCUGCCGCUGGGCAAUGCCAAGAGGUGCUUUGGAAGACAGCACGUCUCUGACCAAGCCCUGGUAUCGGGAGGAGUGAAGGUGGGGGGCUGCCUGCCGCCCCGGUCCAUGCCACACACGCUCAAAGUGAAGCUGUGUUUCCACGCAGAGUGGAGGAGGGAGUUAACACCAGAUGUCUGCCAGUCUCUUCCCUGCCGUGAGUGCAAGCGUGUGUUCACGUGCGUGUAGCCGCUAGAGACCAUCGAGCAUCCUUGGCCAAGACCUUGGUGGAGGGAGGCCCCUCUGCUGAGGCCUCCUUUCUGCACAGUGCAGAGGAACCUGGCAGUGCCCUCGGAGGCAGCAUUGGAUGUGACACAGCUGGGGAAGUGGGACCUGGUGGCAGUGCCUACGUGGUCUGCUUCGCCCAGAUGGGGAGGUUAAGAAGAAGUUCUGUAGCUGAGAUUUCUCACCUGCUUUUCAUCUGCUGGGCUCUUAGGAUGCUCUUCUCUCUGUAGCCGUCAUAUGAAGCCCUGACACCUCAGCUGGAUCCAAACCCAGCCUGAAAAGACAAAAGCGGUGGAGCGAGGGGUGAGGACUGGUGCUUGGGGAGGAGGUGAAAGCCACCUGCUUCUUUAAAGGACGUUGCCACAUCUGCUCUGCCAGCUGCUGUCGGUUCGGUGCCGUACUUUUCACGUGAAAAGCACACUCCUGCUCCUUGUGCCAUCUCUCACUCCUUCCUUCCAAGAUUUCCAAAGGCUAAAAUUUCAGCUUGCAGAAAGGGGCUGUAGCCAGUAUUCCCCCCUGUCGUAGCCAACUUCAGAAGGUGCAUUUGAACCCGGCGUUUGUUUCCCAGGCCUGAGCUGGGAGAUAGAAACGUGCGUGUGGAAGAGAGAGUCCCAGAUCCGGUCCUUGUUCGUUCUUACCCACCACAAAUCACUUCAGUCUGGCAAAACCCCGUUCUUCCACUGGCCUUGGGCACUUCCAAAAAGGGAUCUCCAAGCAAUGGGACAAUUACCAGGCUCCUAAGCUAGGACAUCGGACCCUUCAUUGUUCUCCACCUUUCGACCUUAACUCCGUCUUGCAGCCUGGAACCUCAGCAAAGAAUUCGGCGUCCUCUGAGCUCGGAUGCGACGGAUUGAUUGAAGGACAGGUGGGGCAGCUCCGGGGGAAGGGGAACAUCUACGUCAAACGUACAAAUGCCCCUUCUUUUCCUCAUCCUCUGGUUAAAUCCAGAUCUCCUGGGGGCAGGCGGGAAGACUCCAGCUAAUAGAAACUCUGAGGGUCUUAAAAACAACAAAAAAAAAAAGACAAAAAAAGUUGUCAGACCUUAAUGGAUAUUUUUCAGCACAUUCCCGCUGCCCCUAACUAGUUUGCACUAUUCAAAUUUGUCAGCAGUGGGUCUGUGCUGAUAGUACUAGAAAAGCUUGUUAUAGGCAAAACUCAUCUGCUAAAUAUCUUUAUUUGAUUUUCUUUCUUUUUUUUUUGUUUGUUUGUUUGGAAGAUUGUCACCACAAUGGUUGAAUAAGGCUAAAAGGAGAGAAAAUACCUUUCUGAUCUCAGCCUCCAGUUCUGUGAACUGGGCAGAACACUGCUGUCUGCUCAGAGAUAUAUAUAUUAUAUAUAUAUAUAAUUUUUUUUUUUAUAAAGAAAAGCUAAUGUUUUAACAAGGUUAAGAAGCUAUUGGGAAGAUGGAGAUGGCAGCUAAAAGUGAAAAUGCAGGGAAAAAAUAAAAAAGUCUCCCUUCCUUGCGGUCUCUGCAGCACAGACCUAGCGAGGAGCACUGAACCGCGGCUCUUGCUGACACAUUCCCUGUCCCCAGCCACCUCCCGGGCUGAGCUGUGCCACCUCCCAUCACCGGGCGCUUCCAGACUGUGAAUGAGAUCUUUCAGUUGCGAAUGGUUUGACUCUAAUUUUGCCUCCCUGUCCCCAAAAUUGCUCUGGCACAAAUGUGUGCUUGCACUUUUUUUCCUUUUUUUUUUUUUUUUUUUUUUAAAUUUUAUUUCUUCCCCUGCCCCGAGCUGUGUUGUCCCUCCCUCCCCUCUGCAAGCAGAGGUGCUCCCCAAACCGCCCCGGCGCAGAGACCCUCUGUUUCUGCCUCGCAGCCCCCUCCACACGUGAGGAGUCCUGGGCUCGAAAGCCAGCCGCAGAAUGGCUAUUUCAGGGCUGCCGUGCUAAAUCCGGCCCUGAAGUGCUCUGUUUGCGCGUGAUGGCUGCCUGCACGUGAAGGCUCUACCUGCCAACCUUCGGCAAGCGACAGGUCCUCGGGAUUUGGGAACGGACAUUCCUCAGCGCUGGUUUGGGUCAGCAAGAUGAUGGGCAGAAGCGUUGGGGGUAAAACAGUGGCCGUUAAACGUGCAAAUGUGGUCUCUGCCCGCUGCUUGCCCAGCUGUGUUUGUCUGGGGGUUGAUUUUUAUUUUAUUUUUCACUUUUUUUUACUCUUAAGGUCCCAAAUUUGUGUUGCCACCUGUUUUGCUGUCAUGCUGACCAUCAGCACGGCCGCUCUGUAACCGCAAGGGCCUGACUUGGUGCCCAGACCUCGUCAAACUCUUCCAAAAUCUAACCACGUUUCACGCCCUGGAAUUAGAAACAUGCCAGUACCAGGAAGAGAGGGGAUGGGAAGGAGGGAAGGUUGGUUAGCAUCUAUCCCUUGUGUCCCACAACAAGAUUUUGGGUGCCCAAAUCCCUGGGCGACAAGAGAAAACUCGCAGGGGGUCAGCGAGUUGAUGGUGAGUUUGCAGGCAGGAGGGUGAACCGUGCUGUACGGGGCUCCGCACCCCUACUGGGAAAAUAUUUGGGAGCCCGUGCGUCAGAAGAGGUUGGAAAUCAAGGACUGAAUUCAAGGAAUCGGUUUUGUAGGCAGGAUUGCUGUUAAAAGUAGGGAGGGCUGAGCUGCGCAGCGUCCCGGCUGCCCCCUGCUCUGUGCUGGCCGUGCCGUUGGUGGGGGGUGGUGGCGGUGGUUGGAGUACGAAGCCUCUCUGAUCUCCGGGGUUCUUCCAGAGCUGGGGGGGGGGGGGGGAAGAAGAGACAUAUAGCACUUAUGCAUUUCUCUGACAUCUUCCAAAGGCACCCGGUCCCUUUGAAGUGCGCUCCUUGUCUAAUCGCCUCAACCUGUCCCGGAGCCAAAGGUCCCUUUGGCAGAUUGAGGGGAGAAGAAGGGGGCACUGCUGGAAGGUCGACAUUAAACAUUUGUAUUUCUGUGAAAAAGAGGGAGAGCAAGGGAAAGGAAAAAUAAAAGCUAAAGAUUAUCUGUGUUUCAGUUGCACUGGGGUACGUUUCUUUACCCGUUUUGAUGCUAAUGUCUCAUUUAGUAUGUUGCAUGUGUCUUUUUUGUUUUGAUUUGGGGUUUUUUUUAUUAAAUAAAAGAGAAAAAUGUGUAUAUUUUUGGCAAUUUAAGGUAAUGUAGCUAAGAUAUAUUUUUUUCACGC